Molecule: messenger RNA, 1994 nt
Organism: Cryptotermes secundus
Lineage: Eukaryota; Metazoa; Arthropoda; Insecta; Blattodea; Kalotermitidae
Exons: 3
Coding region: 36-782 (248 amino acids)
Source: RefSeq, a predicted model, not a curated record
UUCAGAUCAGAGGCUAACAGCAAGUGUCGAAGAUCAUGAAGUUAACCAUUUUCCUCGUUGCUCUCGCUUCAGCUAGUGCGGCUGAAACUCUGCAGUUGGACGACUCCAAGUCGGCCGCCCCAGACUCCGACGCCCAGGCGACAGGUUUCGAGGGAUUCGGAGGAUUCGGCGGUUUCCGAGGCUUCCAUCAAUUCAAUGGAUUGAUGAGCAAUGCCUUCGGAGACCUUGAAGGUCAAUUCGAUUCCAGUGGAUUCAAUAAGGAAUUUUCUGGAUCAAAGAACCGAAAAUUUGACACAGGAUACGGACAAUACUUCCUGGAGGACCUCGGCGACAGUCCGUUUGGUUCAGACCUGGGCUCUCCGACUACCCACCAGAAGCAGGGCCAUCUGGCUCCAGCGGUACAGCUAGUUGCCAAGGCACCGGGCCGUCCAGGAGCGGUUCCCCGUUAUCACCAGCCUCUGCCGACCACCAAGUACGGCCAACAUUCACAACUGGUACAGCCAGCAGUAGGAAGGAAGCCUUACCCAGCUGUCAAACACACAAAAGCACUGAGUCCAUACAAUGUACAGCCAUAUCAGGUCCCCUAUGCGGGUGGCCUACCUAGGAAACACAUAGCCGAUAGCAUUGUGCCUACUUAUAGCGGGAAAAGCCUGGUACCUCAGCCUUUCGGAACAAGGAAGUUUACUAAGGUAGUUGAAAAGACUCAUGCGAUCAGACAAGAGAGCCCUAAUUUGAAACACUUCACAGAAAACUACGCACCAGACGAGGGAUUUGCUUUCUGAGCUGAGAAAUUAUACUGAAAAAUGUAACAUUUCGUUUGCACAGCGUGUUUCUUUUAAAAAAUAUAUUUUGGAGUACGCUUUCAAGCGGAAAAAGACAGGCGGUUCUCCCGUGAAGUCUGGCAAAUCCUUAACUCACAAGAUCGUUUCACGGCUACAUUUUUUUAUAGAAAAAUUUACGCCUGAAAUUAUUAAAAUAUUAAACAAGUUAGUUUUACCUUAUUGGAAUAUGAAUUCAAAUAUAAUGACUAAAUUUAAAUCAAAAUAAGUUACAUUAAAAUAACAAAAAAUAUAAUUUAAAAGCUAAUGCAUACGUAAAGACACAGAACAUCGCAACCAAGCGGUUAUCAAUGUUACAUAUCCUGCGGGUUCCGAGUUCAGAUCUCAGUCGGACCCGGAUAUUCAGAGUUCUAAGUGGUUUUCUCUCAUUUCCUUAAAUAAUAUGGCUACGACACCUUAAAGUAGGCCUCUACCGCUUCCUUCAUAGGUAAUGUAUGCAGUUGAAAAUGCGUUCUUUUACCGCUCACUAUAUUUCACGAAGUACAAUAUAGAAAGUAUGCGGUUUAUUUAAAAUGAAAUGUACUGCCAGGGUCACUCCUCUUAUCUGCACUUGGCGCUCUCAAGUCUGGUGUUGUAGUUCAGUGGGAAUUUCAAAGCAUACAAGUAGGCCUCCAACUUAUGAGAUAGUUGCAUUCUGAGACGCGGUCUCGUAACUCGAAACUCUUAUUCCCUUCGUUUAACUUGAUUUAAAUUUCAUUGAAAAAUACGUUAAGAAAUUAUAUUUAAUUUCAAAUAUUUUUUCAGUUUAUGAAUUUUAUUUUUGUUUCAUGCAGAUAAUUUCGUUAUUUUAUAUUUUUCAAUAAAAUAAAUAAAUUUAAAAAAUAUCAUACGAAUUCGCGUUAAGAAGAAAACUAGGUAAAAAUGGGAAAUACGUGUAAUCAUACUUGUAUAUAUAGAUGAAUAUUAAAACUCAUUUUUCGUAAACUCUUUAAACGUCCCGUUAAUUUUGCAGAAUGUUGUUUAGAUUAUAGAUUUUUAUACUUAUAACUGUCCUAUUACAUUUAAAUAAAUGCUUUGCAAUUCGUAUCUGAGUAACAUUUAAUAAACUUCCCAAACAUCCAUAAAAGAUCUGGAGGUUGCAGGCCGUUCACAAGUUUAACCUACAUCCAUAUUUGGAUUUCAUUCAGUCAGAACAGUUUGCAUCUAUUAUUCUGG